Messenger RNA from Mugil cephalus (flathead mullet), 1916 nucleotides. It is a transcript of the gene fgf7, whose product is annotated as fibroblast growth factor 7. Gene Ontology annotation, cellular component: cytoplasm. The record is from RefSeq and is a predicted model, not a curated record. Gene Ontology annotation, molecular function: growth factor activity; type 2 fibroblast growth factor receptor binding. The coding region runs from base 578 to 1186 and encodes 202 amino acids. The transcript has 4 exons. NCBI's taxonomy places the organism in Eukaryota, Metazoa, Chordata, Actinopteri, Mugiliformes, Mugilidae. Gene Ontology annotation, biological process: fibroblast growth factor receptor signaling pathway; animal organ morphogenesis; positive chemotaxis.
GUCAGCAGGAGGCAUUUAUCUAAGCGGAGUGCACAGCGACAGUGGAAGAUGAACAGAGCCAGCCAGCCAGAAUCAAGGAAACCUACAUGGGAAUUCGCAGGAGCUCCCAGCUCUCGCUUAGCUUCACUUCAAUAUUGGGCUUGGUUUACAACUGAGACUACAGCUUCAGACCUACAAAUUAAGUUUCUUGCUGAAAAAGAAUACACCUCUGCCAGCUCCUGUCGAGACUCAGAGCAAAUUGACACCCUCCAAAACAUUUCUUGAGCUGGAUUAUGAUGGCCCUUGUUGGAGUAUGGUCUCAAGGCGAUGGAGAAAUCAACACGCACUGUCACUGAGGACUAAAGAGGGACAUCAACUUGUGAUAUCACCAGCCAUCCUCUGCCUGAGAGCUCGCACCAGCCAGCAUCAACAGCCUUCACUUAGUCUCUUCCACAACUACCCCUAUUUCUACAUCCCAUCAGAUCCCAUAUGACCCGGGGGUCAUAAGUCACAGGUCCAGGGGGCGCUGGGCUGAGGGAUAGCGCGCAGAUCUCUAUUUCAGUAUGUUGUUCAUUGAUCCCCACUGCAUUGUAUUAUAAUGCGCAAAUGGAUGCUGACAUGGAACCUUCAAAAUCUGUUCUCGGGACUCUACCUGCAUGCAAUUUUUCUGUUUGGCAGUGUGUGUGUGGUCUACAGUGACUGCACUCCAGAGCAACUUGCUGCCAUCAUGAACUGCUCCAAACAUGAGCGCCACACCAGGAACUAUGAUUAUAUGGAAGGAGGAGAUGUGCGCAUCCGACAGCUAUUCAGCCGAACACAGUGGUUCCUAACGAUUGAUGACUCUGGCAACAUCAAUGGGACUCAAGAUCCCACCAACUGCUACAGUAUCCUGGAGAUCAGGACAGUGUCUGAGGGGGGCAUACUUGCUAUCAAAGGCGUGAAGAGCCAGUACUAUAUCUGUAUGAACAAGGCUGGACAGCUGCAAAGCAAGAGGAUCUACAAUGAAAACUGCAACUUCAAGGAGGUUUUUCUAGAAAACUACUUCAAUGCUUAUUCCUCUGCAAAGUGGACUAAAAAUGGCAAGGAAAUGUUCAUAGCCCUGUCUCAGAAGGGAAGGCCACUACGGGGGAAGAAGACCAGGAGGGAGCAUGUAGCAUCUCACUUCAUCCCUAUGAAAUGCAGGGAGGAGGAGAGGAGAGUGGACUGAAAAAGCAAAGGACUUACUUGCUAAUCGUGUAUGAUUUCAGCCACAUAUUAUAUAUGUUAACAGACACAUGUAAACUCAUUACCAACACUCCACUCUCCUCCAGUUGUAAACUAGCUGUGUAAUGUUUAUAAUACGUUGCCAUUUUCAUAGUAGAAAGCAACAAGUAUGAGAUGAACACAUUAAAGUAGUUUGUCCAUCCUCGAAUAAGAUGUUGAAAAUAUGGAAAUACCACUAAAGCUACUCAAUGUAAUUGUUAUAUUGAAUUAAAUGCUAUAAAACAGUUAAAUGUUAUCACAUAAAAUAGUACUACACACAGUCAGGACUAUUCUUUUCCAGAGAUGAUCUACACUUAGCCAGAUGGCAACCUGUAUGAUCAACAGAAGGUCCAGAAUAGGCUGAAGCAAGCUGGACUUGUCUUUUUUCAUGGUGCUCAGAGCACAUAAAACAGAGACACAAUAAAUUACAACACUAUAUUUAGCGGAAAAACAAAUAGCGUACAUAGGACGAUCGAUUUGUGAAUGAUCUGUUUUGGAUCUGUCUGUCGUUCCUGCAUUGACGACCGCUCUCUGGUCAAAUGCACUGUAGCUGCUCACUGACUCCCUUUUCAUUAUUAAUGUGUGAUUUUGAAAUUUUUGAAAUAGUAAAAAUAUUGUGCUGCUGCUGAAAAGAUAUACAGAUUAUAAUACGACGUGAACAACAUAAUAAAUGUGUAUGCUAUGCAAAGCCUUUA